AUUUAUUACAAAAUUGAUUUUCCAAACAAAAAAAACCCUUUCAAAAUUAAUGCUCGGCAGAAUUCUAGAUUAGUCAAGGGGAUAAAAUAAAUUACUUUUUAAUAAAUAUGAAACCAGCCAAAAAUAUCCGUGUCAAAUAAUUAAAAGGUAUUUAUUCCCCUUAUCAAUUUGAUGACUUCUGUACACAAAAAAGUGUAAUGAUCUAUUAUGGUAUUGAUUUUUGCACCCACGAUGCUGAACAAUUUGCAGAUGCAAAUCUGUUGAUUCAAAUGAGUAUCAAAUUCUUAUUCCAGACUAUUAGGAAUAGUCAUUGAGAUUACAAAUAGCAGCUAUGGAAGUUAUGGAACCAUUACAGGCUCCAGUUGGGGCAGCAAUUGAGAAUCUCUACCCAGCAUUACUGCAAUGUUUUGCUAUUAUUUUAUCAGGUUAUGCAGCUGGUCGAAUGAACUGGAUCUCAGAAACGGAAUCAAAAGGCAUGAAUACAUUUGUAGGGACAUUUUCCCUACCAGCUUUAAUAUUUAUGUCCCUUGCCGAAUUGGAUUUAAGUUCGGUUAAUUGGAUGUUCCUUGUGGCUAUACUGUUAGCCAAAAGUGUAGUAUUUUUUGCUGUGAUAGUGGUUACUUUAUUGGUAGGCAGACCGUUGAAUUUGGGCAGGGCAGGCAUUUUUGCUAUUUUUUGCACACAGAGUAAUGAUUUUGCUAUUGGGUAUCCUAUAGUGGCUGCACUUUAUAAAUCUACCCAUCCCGAAUAUGCAUCUUACUUAUAUUUGGUAGCACCAAUAAACUUGGCUAUUCUAAACCCAUUAGCGUUUGUCCUUAUGGAGAUUCAUAAAAAGCGAGCUUUACAAGAAGACGAAGAAGCACUACUGAAUCAAGAGGUGGUGUCGAUUAAUAGUUCCGAGUGUGCUCACCAUAGAAAAAGAUGCAAAAUGGUGGUGACCGUAAUGAAGAAUAUUUUUUUUAAUCCUAUAAUUUUUAUGACGAUCUUGGGAAUCGCUGGCAACGUAAUUUUUAAGCAUCAAGUGCCCGUAUACUUUGCCGGAAUCUUGAAUGGGUUAGGUUCAGCUUUCUCUGCCAGUUCAUUAUUUUUACUCGGUCUCCGGAUGGUGGGAAAAAUUCAUAAAUUGACUGGAGCAACGCUGGUUGUUCCUGGAAUUUUAAUAAUGGUCAAAUUAAUUGCUUUACCAUUGAUAACAAGAGAGGUUGUAAACGUACUACAUUCUGGAUAUAACAGCUCUGAAACUUUAGAUUUAAGUACUUAUGGCUUCUUUUAUGGCACAUUCCCGACUGCUCCAGGUGUUUUCGUUUUUGCUGGCCAGUACAUGAUUGAUAUAGAUUUGAUUGCUAAUGCUAUGGUAGCUUGUACGUUCUUAAGUGCCCCCUUAAUGUUCAUAUCGGCAAAAAUGAUCACGAUCACAAAUUGCGAUCCCUCUCAAUACAUCAAGGAGUUGGACCAAUUUACGCUGGAUGUAAGUGUGGUCGGGGUGAUCGCUUGCAUAUGGAUUUUGGGUAUAUUCACUCUUACCAAAAAGAUCACGAAGAUUCCGCAUAAAAUUACGGCCUGUUUGGUUGUUUCUCACUUUAUCAGUUGUUUGGGUGCGAUUCUUUGGAAUGUCUUAAAACAAGACCAGGAGAGCCGUAGCUAUUUGCAGUUUUCUUUAUUCACUAUCGGGGUGUACAGUUCACGUAUUUGGACGGCCAUUUUAGCGAUAACGUUGCUGUUUUUGCAGUGCAGGAGUUUGUGUUUUGCUUUGAAGUUGCAGCCACUUUUCUUUGGCUUUGGAUGGGGCUUACCCGUUUUAUUAUGUGCAGCCCUUCUAAUAUUCGACAAGUCGUCAACUUUGCCAUUUGAAAAGCGAAAUCCAAAUUUUGCCUACGGGGUUUCACAAGCGAUCGUGGCUGUAUCGCUUCUAGUUUUAUGUUUUAUUGUGACCGCAGGCUGCUUAAUCCUUCACCAGAGAUACAGAAGACGACACAACCGAUACUUAGAUUUAUCAAAUGAGAUUGCCACCGAUUUUGAUCCACAAAUAAAUGAGGACGCUACCGGAAGUUGUUGUUCCAGUGGCGAAAACAGUAGCAAAACAUCAAAAUGCAACGGAUUACCGACUAUUAAGGAGGGUGGUUCUGAAGAAGUUACUAGUCCAGUGGUUGAUAUUGAAGAUUUAGUCGGUUCUGGAGGCUUUAAUAGUGCUGUAAAAAGAAUUAAGACCAAAGAGAAGUCUACUCCUCAAGAUCUGACUAACGAAGCAGUAGAUCCAGGGAGGUCUACCUGCUCUACCAGAUAUGGCUGCGGAGGACCCCACAGAGAAUCAUGCCGUGCGGUAGUUGGUCAGUACCAGCAACCAAUCGAUAACGACCUCGAACCUAUAGAAGAAGACCCCGAAUCUCACGAUCCGCAAAUAUUAAGGCACACGGUACUUCUUAUUUUACUGCUCUGCAGCAUGUUCGUGGGUCUUUCAUUGUCGAUCUGGACUUUGGUCUUGGAACAAAUCUCUGGAAUAUACGUGGAACUGUCAUUCCUCGAUGCCAUUUUAAAUUUCGGCCAGAGCCUGAUAGUGCUUAUAAUCUUCGGUCUGGACGUCAAAGAAGUUACGUUGCCGAUACUCAAGUUUUGGAGAAAAUUGUGGUUCGGGGCAAACACCUUGAUUUUACCCGCAUGGGAUGAGUUAAGCCCGGAAACCAAACAGGUUUGCGAUCAGUUCGCCACUCAUCAUUUAAGGAGCUGUAAAAGUGCCAUUGCAUCGGAGAAAAGAUGGCGGUUUCAAACUUACCGAAACGUCUUUACUGGCGCUCAGUUUAUUGACUGGAUGAUCAAGGUGGGCUUGGCCAGAGACCGAAUCGAGGCAGUUAAUUACGGGCGACAUCUAGUCGAGGGUAAAAUAAUUAAACACAUAAACGGAGUGUACCACUUUUACGACAGGAAUCUGUUAUAUACCUUCGUGUAAUUUAGGUUUAUUAGACAUAGUGUAGGCCUCUUUGACCUCAAAAUAAAAAUUAUAUUUUAUUUGUA
This is a messenger RNA of Anthonomus grandis grandis, 3009 nucleotides long. It is a transcript of the gene anchor, whose product is annotated as integral membrane protein GPR155. Gene Ontology annotation, biological process: transmembrane transport; intracellular signal transduction. Gene Ontology annotation, cellular component: membrane. The record is from RefSeq and is a predicted model, not a curated record. The transcript is spliced from 13 exons. The coding region runs from base 332 to 2944 and encodes 870 amino acids. NCBI's taxonomy places the organism in Eukaryota, Metazoa, Arthropoda, Insecta, Coleoptera, Curculionidae.